GCACCAUCUCGGCUCACUGCAAGCUCCGCCUCCCGGGUUCACGCCAUUCUCCUGCCUCAGCCUCCCGAGUAGCUGCGACUACAGGUGCCCACCAACACGCCCAGCUGAUUUUUUCUAUUUUUUAGUAGAGAUGGGGUUUCACUGUGUUAGCCAGGAUGGUCUCGAUCUCCUGACCUUGUGAUCUGCCCGCCUCGGACUCCCAAAGUGCUGGGAUUACAGGCGUGAGCCACCACGUCCGGCCGAGCUAAGCAUUUUCACUAGAAGGCAAGGAAGACGUAGUCCUAAAAUAAUCCUGGUCCUGUGGCCUGAGGGUGCUACUCCACACUCUUCACCAAGUGACAACGCAGAGCAGUACUGUCCAAGAUAAGCAGGACCUGAGUCAUCUGAGCCCUCUGAUUCUGGGGAAACAAUGUCCUCCCAGAAAAGGGAAAACUGUAAUCAUUUUUCCCCCUUCAAGUUCCAUUCAUCCACUCGUCCAUCCAUCCAUCCGUCCGUCCGUCCGCCCAUCCAUCCAUCCAUCCACCCAUCCUCCAUCCAUCCAUCCAUCCAUCCACCCAUCAUCCAUCCAUCCAUCCAUCCUCCAUCUAUCCAUCCAUCCAUCCAUCCGUCUGUCCGUCCAUCCAUCCAUCCGUCCAUCCAUCAUCCAUCCAUCCAUCCAUCCAUCCAUCCAUCCAUCCAUCCAUCCGUCCAUCCGUCUGUCCAUCCAUCCAUCCAUCCAUCCAUCCAUCCAUCCAUCUAUCUGUCCAUCCAUCCAUCCAUCCAUCCAUCCAUCCAUCCAUCCAUCCAUCUGUCCAUCCAUCCAUCCAUCCAUCCACCCAUCCUCCAUCCAAUGAACACUGAGUGCCUAUUCUGAGGCAGAAUUGUAUUAAAUGCUAGAGGCAGAAAUAAAGAAUUAUGAAAUGAGACCCCUGCCAUAUAGAUAUUCAUGGUCAGGGGAACAGUAUGCUUCAGUGGAACAAGCAUAGAUUUUUGGAGCCAAGAGGCCCAGGUUCAAAUCCCAGCAUCAUCACUUACUUGUGUGUGGCCUUAGGACAAAUCACUUAGCUUCUAUUUAUUCACCCCAGUUUCCCAUCUGUAAAAUGGGGCUAAUAAUUUUUACAUUUCAAAGUUCUUAAGGGGAUGAAAUGAAGUAACAUGUAAAACUCCUCGUCCGAGUUAGAUGCUCAGGAAAUAAGUCCUAUUCCAGACCCUCUGAAAGUAUGGAUGGGAUUAGAAGAUGAGGGUGGUGAGAACAUUCUGUGGUGGCCAGUGGUUCCUACUGCAACAAAGGUGAUAGAUUCAUUCAGCUACCCGUCGUCUUCACCCUGCACACUCCUCAGUGUGGAAACAGCCCAGUCUCAGCUAGGCUUUCCAGGGUGCCUACCUUUUGCAAAGAUGAGAGUCUCUGGCCUCCAGGAGUUUACUAAGCAGUCUGAAUACCAAGUGGGUCUUGGAGGCUAGGAGAGCUUGAGUGAGGAAGGGCUCAACAUUAGAGAGUCUCUGGCCUCCAGGAGUUUACUAACCAGUCUGAAUACCAAGCGGGUCUUGGAGGCUAGGAGAACUUGAGUGAGGAAGGGCUCAACAUUAGAGAGUCUCUGGCUUCCAGGGGUUUACUAACCAGUCUGAACACCAAGUCGGUCUUAGAGGCUAGGAGAACUUGAGUGAGGAAGGGCUCAACAUUAGAGAGUCUCUGGCCUCCAGGAGUUUACUAACCGGUCUGAAUACCAAGUGGGUCUUGGAGGCUAGGAGAACUUGAGUGAGGAAGGGCUCAACAUUAAGAUGGUGGGACUAAGGCCAGAGGCAGUCAGAUAAAAACAGGGAGGGACCAGGUAGCUCUUUUGGGGGAAAGUCAAGCUGCACCCCCUGGGCCAGGUCAACCAGGCAGCUGUUCUCUGACAAGGUGAAGGAGAGGUGACAGGACUGCUGGGCUGUUGCUGUUCAUCCUCACAGAAAGCAUGUCACACUGUAUGUGCUAAAUAUAAUUUUUGAGGGAACCAAUAAGGAAAUUCACCAUCUUGGCUUGUCUGAUCCUCUCCCCUCUUUCUCCUUUUUAUGGAGAGGCUGGUGUUUUGUUCUGGAGUAGCCGUAGCUAGGUGAUCGCAUGGACUUUGAUGUCCCCUCUGCAAUAGCUCUGUGGUCAAUCCAUGGUGGACCUGACAUGCAGGGACAGGCCACACCUUAGCACCGGGGUAGCUCAAGUAUGGAUUCUGGCUGGGCCAUGUCCUACUGUGCCACAGCUGACCCCCAGCCUGGCUUCUGCUUUCAUAGAGGCGAUGGGUCUGAGAGCUGAGACCUGCUCUGCCUUCCUCUUCAUGCGGAACCCCACAGGAGAGGCUGAGAGGGGCCCGAGAGACAUAUAGUGGGGGUGCUUGAUGGAAAACUACAGACGGAGAGUCUCACUUCACACCCCACCCCUGCUGGGAAGUUCUAAAAUACACAGAGGAAGCACAUGUAAAAGGAAAUUUCCCUUUCUCCCCACAACUUCCUCUCCCUUCAUACCACCUAGAGCUGAAGAAGCACCUCCUUUGUCUUGAAGGAGGCACCAGCUAUUCUGAAUGAAGGGCGGUGGGACAGUGCUGUACCCCACACCAGGUGGGCGUGCUCAGGGACAGUGACCAGGAUGCUGUCCUGGAGGAGCUCACUGGGCACACGGCAUAGGGCACAUGUAUUCAAAAAAUACCCUUCCCCAUUGAUAGCUGGCAGGCCACUCCGGACAAAUUCUAGCUAGGUGCCUGGUGCUAUGCAGUGACCAGAGGUGCCUGGGACCAGACACCCCACCAUCCCAGCCUCUGCUUCCAGAGGACCCACAACAAACACCCACACCUCCCCUUAAGCACCUAUGAUAUCCCUGCACCCUCACAGCAACCCUGCAAAGUAGAUACUGUAUUGUUACCUACCUUUGACAGACUGGGAAACCAAGGCUGACCCUUGCCUAGCUGUCGUGACUGAUACAUGAUAGAGGAGGAGAAGAAACUCAGGUCUGUCUGGUCCCAAUCCUGGGUCCUCUCUACAUUGCUUCUUGAGGUACGCUCUGGGUGCUUUCUCUAGGAAAAUCCCAAGGAGAAGGAUUGUGAAGGUCCAGGGCCUUGCCUAGAAGCCACAGAGGGCAGGUACUUGGUGGAAAACUCCAGCGUGUGAUUCACCCUCCUCCCUUGCCCUCGUCAGUGAGGUCACCUCCCCUCCCAAGGUUCUCAGUUUACAGCCUGGAGUCUUGUUUCCCUUUCAGGUCCCGGCUCUCUUGGCUUUCCCAUAAGCAGCUGCCUUGGGACUCUCCUGGAGACCUGAUGCCCACAGCCAAGCUGACCACAGGAGCCGGUGCUGGGGACUGAGGGAAACUUAGAGUUCAGAGAGGGGGUGUGAUUUGCCUGAGGUCACACAGCAAGUUAGAGACCCAGCUCCACGGCUCAUUGUCUUGCUGCCCAGAGCUGCUGGCUCCCCUGUUUACUCCGAGUUGAUCGAUCACCUUAGCACACAACUGGCUAGGAGAGAGCCAUGCGGUCACUUCGGCCACACCUGCUCUUUGGCCCUUGCUACCUCGGCAGCCUUUGAUCCCUUCUGACCUGGAGGCCAGAGGCUGAGGUCACCCAGCAGACAUCAAGGACCUGGGCAGAUGGGCCGGCUGGGAUGGUGGCGAGCUGUACAGAUAAAAAGGGACGUGAAAAUGAAAAGCCCGAGCCUGAGUUUUCAUCACGGUUCCACUCCUGAGUGGUCUUGGGUGAAUCACUUCAUCUGCCAAGGCCUGGAUUUCCUCAUCUGCAAACUCAGAAAACUAAGGCUCUGGCCCUCGUCAUUCUGCCCACCCAGCGGGGCCUCCCAACCCACCACACAGCCAUGGACGGGAAGGUGGCAGUGCACGAGCGUGGGCCUCCUGCGGUCUCCUGGGUCCCCGAGGAGGGAGAGAAGUUGGACCAGGAAGAUGAGGACCAGGUGAAGGAUCGGGGCCAAUGGACCAACAAGAUGGAGUUUGUGCUGUCAGUGGCCGGGGAGAUCAUUGGGCUGGGCAAUGUCUGGAGGUUUCCCUAUCUCUGCUACAAAAACGGAGGUGGAGCCUUCUUCAUCCCCUACUUCAUCUUCUUCUUUGCCUGCGGCAUCCCGGUGUUCUUCCUGGAGGUGGCGUUGGGCCAAUACACCAGCCAAGGGAGUGUCACAGCCUGGAGGAAGAUCUGCCCCCUCUUCCAGGGCAUUGGUCUGGCAUCUGUGGUCAUCGAGUCAUAUUUGAAUGUCUACUACAUCAUCAUCCUUGCCUGGGCUCUCUUCUACCUGUUCAGCUCCUUCACCUCUGAGCUGCCCUGGACGACCUGCAACAACUUUUGGAACACAGAGCAUUGCAUGGACUUUCUGAACCACUCAGGAGCCGGCACAGUGACCCCAUUUGAGAAUUUUACCUCACCUGUCAUGGAAUUCUGGGAGAGACGAGUUCUGGGCAUCACCUCGGGCAUCCAUGACCUGGGCGCCCUGCGCUGGGAGCUGGCCCUGUGCCUCCUGCUCGCCUGGGUCAUCUGCUAUUUCUGCAUCUGGAAGGGGGUCAAGUCCACAGGCAAGGUGGUUUAUUUCACAGCCACGUUUCCGUACCUGAUGCUUGUCAUUUUGCUGAUCAGAGGUGUCACCCUUCCCGGAGCCUACCAGGGCAUCAUCUACUACUUGAAGCCAGAUUUGUUCCGCCUCAAGGACCCUCAGGUGUGGAUGGAUGCGGGCACACAGAUCUUCUUCUCCUUUGCCAUCUGCCAGGGGUGCCUGACAGCCCUGGGCAGCUACAACAAGUACCACAACAACUGCUACAAGGACUGCAUCGCCCUCUGCUUCCUGAACAGUGCCACCAGCUUUGUGGCUGGGUUUGUUGUCUUCUCCAUCCUGGGCUUCAUGUCCCAAGAGCAAGGGGUGCCCAUUUCUGAAGUGGCCGAGUCAGGUCCUGGGCUGGCCUUCAUCGCCUUCCCCAAGGCUGUGACUAUGAUGCCCUUAUCCCAGCUGUGGUCCUGCCUGUUCUUUAUCAUGCUCAUAUUCCUAGGGCUGGACAGCCAGUUUGUCUGUGUGGAGUGCCUGGUGACAGCCUCCAUAGACAUGUUCCCCAGGCAGCUCCGGAAGAGCGGGCGGCGCGAGCUCCUCAUCCUCACCAUUGCCGUCAUGUGCUACCUGAUAGGGCUCUUCCUGGUCACCGAGGGCGGGAUGUACAUCUUCCAGCUGUUUGACUACUAUGCUUCCAGUGGCAUAUGCCUGCUGUUCCUGUCAGUGUUUGAAGUGGUCUGCAUAAGCUGGGUGUAUGGGGCGGACCGUUUCUAUGACAACAUUGAGGACAUGAUUGGCUACCGGCCAUGGCCCCUGGUGAAGAUCUCCUGGCUCUUCCUGACCCCUGGACUUUGCCUGGCCACUUUCCUCUUCUCCUUGAGCAAGUACACCCCCCUCAAGUACAACAACGUCUAUGUGUACCCGCCCUGGGGAUACUCCAUUGGCUGGUUCCUGGCUCUGUCCUCCAUGGUCUGUGUCCCACUCUUCGUCGUCAUCACCCUCCUGAAGACUCAGGGUCCUUUCAGGAAGCGUCUGCGCCAGCUCAUCACCCCUGACUCCAGUCUGCCACAGCCCAAGCAACAUCCCUGCUUGGAUGGCAGUGCUGGCCGGAACUUUGGGCCCUCCCCAACAAUGGAAGGACUGAUAGCCGGGGAGAAGGAGACCCAUUUGUAGGGUGUGGCCAGAGGCCAGGCGGCUCCUAAGCCGGGAACCUAGGUCAGGGCCACCCUCCAUUCUCAGCGGACAGCCUCUGCCUCUGUCUCCUGCCACAAUCCUGCUGGGAACCUCUGGAGAGCCACAGGCACCCCCAGCUGGAGGCCAGACUCCUCUCUUGUGCUAGCUGGAGCAGCUCCUUCCCCUUUGCUGAUAACACCACCACUGGGACGUGCCAUGUUGGGACGCCACUCCCUGUGGGAAGGCACCAUCGUUUUUAUAGAGGGGGGUCUUUUUGGAGGCCGCCAUCUGAUUGUAACACCUCGAGUUAUGAGGGUUCCACUGUGGGGAUACCUCCUGUUAGAGCGUACUGCAUUUGCACACGGGGAGAGGAGCUAUAAUUGGAACGCACACUGCCGUCCAAUGUGGAGAGCCUGACGGGACAAUACCCUGUUGGAAGUGACAACUGAACACACUGUGUUGGAUCGGAGGUUCCGUUAGGGGAUCCUUCCCUAGGCUCAACGACAGAGGCAAGCCUUCGCAUGCCGUCAGUCUGGAGUUUCCUCCGAGUCUCUCAUGGCAUCUCCAGCUCCCGCCCUAGUUCCGCACUGUUCUUGCAGUGUUUCAUCAACUCCUGGAGCGUUGGAAUGGAAGGGGCUUAGGAGAUGAUUCCUAGACUUCACAAACACUCAGCAUGCCUCCCUGCACUGUCCGUUCCUCUGCCCAAGGCCGAUAUUGCUAACUGAUCACAGAUUCUUUCCCACCUCACAAUCCUUCCGAAUGUGCUCCAGGCAGCACCAUUUGCCAUCCUGCUUCUAACGCAAACCCCUGACUUCAUGGAUGAGGAACCUGGAGACCAAAGAGACAAAGGGACUUUUUCAAGUUCACAUGGGGACCCCCUUCUUGGGGGCCAGAGAUAUGACUAAAACCUUAUCUCCUUGUGCUCAGGCCAGUGUCUUCCCAUUAACCCCCUGCCUUAGUUAACAAGUGUGUAUGGAUUGCCUUCCA
Messenger RNA from Pan troglodytes (chimpanzee), 6642 nucleotides. RefSeq names its product solute carrier family 6 member 12 (gene SLC6A12). Gene Ontology annotation, molecular function: gamma-aminobutyric acid:sodium:chloride symporter activity. Gene Ontology annotation, cellular component: plasma membrane; cell projection. The record is from RefSeq and is a predicted model, not a curated record. The transcript is spliced from 18 exons. Gene Ontology annotation, biological process: nitrogen compound transport; neurotransmitter transport; amino acid transport. NCBI's taxonomy places the organism in Eukaryota, Metazoa, Chordata, Mammalia, Primates, Hominidae. The coding region runs from base 3811 to 5655 and encodes 614 amino acids.